Molecule: messenger RNA, 867 nt
Organism: Apodemus sylvaticus (European woodmouse)
Lineage: Eukaryota; Metazoa; Chordata; Mammalia; Rodentia; Muridae
Gene: Tmem190
Product: transmembrane protein 190
Exons: 5
Coding region: 1-519 (172 amino acids)
Biological process (GO): hematopoietic progenitor cell differentiation
Cellular component (GO): inner acrosomal membrane
Source: RefSeq, a predicted model, not a curated record
AUGGUAGGGUCUGGGAUCUCAGUUUUGGGCCUUCUCCUGCUGAUGCAGGGCUCAGUAGAUGCGAAUGGAAUCCAGGGAUUUUUCUACCCAUGGAGUUGUGAGGGAGAUGUGUGGGACCGAGAAAGCUGUGGGGGUCAAGCAGCAAUUGAGAACCCCAACCUGUGCCUACGCCUGCGAUGCUGCUACCGGGAUGGUGUGUGCUACCAUCAGCGGCCCGAUGAAAAUAUGCGGAGGAAGCACAUGUGGGCCCUGGGCUGGACCUGUGGCACCCUACUCUUCCUGAUCACCAGUAUCUGUCUCUUCUGGUGGGCCCGACGCCGAGACAUGCUGCACCUACCAAAGUUCCUACAAGGAAAAUGUAGUAGACUGACAGGGACAGUCUCCCUACUGUCUAAGGACCAGCGGUCAGUCAGCAGGAGGUCGACACCGAUUGGCACGCCUGUCCAACUGUACACAGUGCCGCAUUCCUCAGGAGGCACUGAAGUCGGAGCUGCAGGUUCUGAGGAGGAAACAGAGUGAGGUGAAGAAUAGGGUGACCCUGGAGGACCCCUUAAUACAGAUACAGCAUAUAAACGUGUGUCUUCUUUGAGAUCUGUGGGAAGCAGGCGGUCUUGCGGGAGCCUUGCACAGUGUGCACGUGUACUUGGAGGGAGAUUAAGGGGAGAAGGCUGGACGUGGGCGCUGGGCAUGAUCAGGGACUGUGAGCUUCUUAGAGGGCUCGGUUAGGACUGAGUGCUGGGAAUCUGAAUGGUGCACGGAACCGGAAGUAGUUCAGAGUGUGGUAGCUUGUGUAGGGGGCUACAGUGAAGUGAGCUUCCGAUAGGGAGACAGAGGUGUUAGAGACACACAAAGCCAUGGGAAGGUGUC